Haemorhous mexicanus (house finch) is the source of this 4395-nucleotide messenger RNA. RefSeq names its product centrosomal protein 63 (gene CEP63). The coding region runs from base 1917 to 4037 and encodes 706 amino acids. NCBI's taxonomy places the organism in Eukaryota, Metazoa, Chordata, Aves, Passeriformes, Fringillidae. The transcript has 15 exons. The record is from RefSeq and is a predicted model, not a curated record. Gene Ontology annotation, biological process: centriole replication; de novo centriole assembly involved in multi-ciliated epithelial cell differentiation. Gene Ontology annotation, cellular component: centriole.
ACAAGGAAGGAAGGGAGGAGGGCGGUCGGCCAGCCAGCCAGAGCUGGGGUGUCGGGCAGCCCGGAGCGGAGCUCGGCCCGGGGGCUCAGGCCUGCUCCCCCGGGCGCUGUGCUGGAAGGGCCCCGAGCAGCUGCGGGACAGGCUCUGUAAGGGCUCGGCCAGCGGGGAGGCUCCGGCCGGGAGCAGCUCGGCACGGCGGCAGUGGGGAAUGCCUGCCGGAGGCAGCUCCGGGGGCUGUAGCGGGGGGCACUGCCCGAGCACGCUGGCCCCGGCCCCUUCGCAGACGUAAGCUGCACAGGGCAGGUUUGGGUCGGACAUUAGGAGGAAUUCCUUCACGGAGGGGCUGAUUAGAUUUUGGAAGGGCCUGCCCAGGGCGGCGGGGGUGGCGUCCCCAUCCCUGGAGGUGUUUAAGGAAAGACGACGCGGCACUCGGUGCUCUGGGCUGGGUGACAAAGUGGGGAUCGGUCACAGAUUGGACCUGAUGGUCUCAGAGCACUUUUCCAAACUCAGUGACGCUGGGAUUCUCGCCCUGGCGAGAGGUGGUUCGCUCCAGGCUCCUGCCGCAGGUGCCAUUCCUGCCGCUGGCAAGUGGAGCUCGCCUGUGGUAUUGCCUUUGGGAGGUUACUGCUCCUGUUGUGUUCAUUGUAAGCAUGCUUCUAGCAGCGCUUGAAGAUCUCAUUUUUCUGUGUUUUUGAAUGCGAACUAAUCCCAGUCUUGUCUCAUGGGCACUAUUCUUAAGUCCUCCUGUGUAUUGUAAAGUUCUCUCCACUUGAUUCUGCUACAACUCUGCCUUGAGCUGGGAUGCUAAGCCUUGUUUAUUUUUAAAUGUGUUGUCUUGUUUUGGGCUUUUUUUUUUUUUGACAAAUACUUCAAUUUUUUUCACUUUCAGAAGUGACCAGCCAGCUCUCCUUGAUUCAGCUGUAGUUAAUGAAGGAGAUUGUUUCCUCUUGUGGGUCUUUACUCAGGUGCCUGUAAUUUGCACAUUGCAACUUGUAAGCAUGAGAGGCCAAAAUAUAAUACUAAGUCAGCAAACCUUAUGUAGCAUAAAAUUGGCUAGAGGUGUCUGAAUUUAAGGCUUUUCCCCAAAAUCUGGGUAUGGCAGCAAAGUCAGCAAAGCUGGCAGGCUGUGAGGGUGGUAAGGCAGAGGCACAGAGAAGCUGUGGCUGUCCCUUCCAUGGAAGUGUCCAAGGCUGGGUUGGACAGGGCUUGGAGCAGCCAAGUGAAAGGUGCCCCUGUCCAUUUCAAGAGUUUGGUAUGAGAUGGCUUUAAGAUCCCUUCCAACCCAAACUGUUCUGGAAUUCUGUGCUGUCUCCUCAUUUCUCUGCCCACUGAAAAUUGAUUCUGUGUAGGUGUGAUUAGAAUGAAAGAGGAGAGCUGCUGCUGUCUAAUGUCUACUGUUGCCACCUGGAGAGCUCUUGGAAUGCUGUCAGCAGCUCAGAGGAUCUGCUCAUCUGCUCUCCUCAGCACCCUGCCCUCAGCAGAACCACGAAGUUGUUCUGCAUACUGAUUGAGUUUUGCUAAGCACAAACAGGACCAAAGACAGACAAAACACUGUCAGAAUAGGGAUAGGAUUUUUUUCUGUGCAUUUUUUAUAUGCUUGUGGUUUAAAAAAACAGCUCCCAAGGACAGGUUUUAUUCCCUGAAUUGUGUUUUGAAGUGCUGUAGGAGCAUGAUAGAAGAUUCUUUGGGAAAGAGAGCAAAGCUGAGCUUGCAUUUGGGAAAGUUUCCCUUGCAGUGACCUGCUCCCCUUUUGCUGAUUGCCUAAUAAUGCCAUAUUAACGUUAGAGGAAAGAUGGUGAAAGGACCCAUCUUCUGUACUUGGAAGCUGGAUGGGGAAGCAGCCUGGUUUGUGCAUUGCCAUGGGUGACCACUGCUUUCCUGUACUUUCCUUGAACUGAAGCCACCAGGAUUUAGUGAUGGAGGCUUUGCUGGAAGGAUUGCAAAGAAAUGGGCAGGGGAGUGGUGGGUUCUUGACCUCCUGUGAGGCCGAGCUGCAGGAGCUGAUGAAGCAGAUAGACAUCAUGGUGGCUCACAAGAAAUCCGAAUGGGAAGGGCAGACACAGGCUUUGGAAGCUUGUCUGAGUGCUCGGGAGCAGGAACUUUCCUCUGCCAAGGCAGCUCUGCAGGAAAAACAAAAGGAGGUUGGCAUGCUGCGUCGCCAGGUUGAGGAUGUGGAAAAAUCCAAGCAGGACAUGGUUAGAGAGUAUGAGCAACAGUUGAAGAAAUUCCAGGAGGAGUUGUCCCGGCUGAGGAGGAGCUAUGAGAAGCUGCAGAAGAAAAAAACAAGAAGCAGAGGAGAAGCUAACAAGGGACAAGAGGAGGACAAGUUUGAAUUGAGCCGACUGACCAGGAAGCUGGAGGAGUUCCGUCAAAAAUCACUUGACUGGGAGAAGCAGCGCCUGCGGUACCAGCAGCAGGUGGCAUCGCUGGAGGCGCAGCGCAAGGCUCUGGCAGAGCACUCCGAGCUCAUGCAGACCCAGCUGGCCAAUCGGAAGCAGAUCCUGGACUCGGUGGAGCUGGCGAGCCGCUCGGAAAUCCAGCACUUGACCAGCAGGCUGGAGAGGGCCAAGGACACCAUCAGUGCCAAUGAGCUGGAGGUGGAGAGGCUCAGCAUGAGGGUGGAUGACCUCAGUGAGGACAAUCGCAUCAUUCUGGAAGAUCAGCACAGAGUUCAAGAGGAAUUAAGGCAGUCCAAGAAAAUGUUAGAGGUGCUGCAGGAUGAGAAGAUGGAACUGAGAGCCACCUUGCAGUCUCAAGAAGAUUUCAUUAGCAGCUCAAAACUGCACCAGGAACAGUUACAGAAACAGCUGGACAGGAUGACUGAAACUCUUCACACAAAAGAACUCCUCAUCAGGGCCCUGGAGGAGCGCUUGCAAGGGAAGCCAUUGUCCUCUGCAGGCCUGGAGCUGGAGCAGGUGCUGCUGCAGCUGGAUGUUGCCCAGAAGAAGGAACAGCAUUUGCAGUCAGAGGUGACUCGUCUUGAGAACAGCCUGGUGUCUUCAAAUGCCAGGUGUGUGCAGCUGAGCGAGGAGCUGGGUGAGAAUAUCAAAGAGCUGCAGUCCCUGGAAGAAGACCAGACUGAGUCAAGGGCAGAGAUUAAAAAGCUGAAAGACCAGCUCUCUCAGGCUGAACAAAUGCACAGCAGUGAGCUGGAGGGGAUGAAAAGGGAGAUCUCCAGGCUGACACAGGAGCUGCAGCAGCGGGACAUCACCAUUGCAACGGCGAGCGGCUCCACCUCAGACCUGGAGCAGCAGCUCAGAGCAGAGAUUGAAAGAGCAGAGAGAAAAGCAGUGGAGCACAGGGUAAUUCUGGUCCAGCUGGAAACUUUGAGGCUGGAAAACCGUCAUCUCUCAGAGAUUCUGGAAAAAACAGAGUGUGGUAAGCUGAAGGGGGGUGAUGGCACCCUGAGAGCACUCAGGGAGGACUACACUGCUGAGCUCCAGAAAUUAAUAGCUGAGAACCAGCAGCUGCGGAAGGACCUCGCAGAGACCAGGGCAAAACUGGGGGUCACUGCACAGGUGUGCCCAGGUGAACCUGAGGGCAUGGCUCAGCAGGGGCAAGGCAAAGAGCCCAGGGAUGUACAGCACAGGGAAGCACAGCACAAGCAGGAUGAACACACAGGGAGGACACAUCUCCAGCCUGACAGGACUGCUCAGCAUCAUCACAGGGACUCCCAAAGGUGUGGGGCUGCUGAAACAGGAACUGUGAGCCCCGAGACGGGUGAGCCACCCUCCCAGAGCAGCAGCGAGAACUGCAAGGAGUCACAUGCCUGGCUGGGAGCAGAGUCUGUGCUUCAUGUGGUACAUGAAAACAAAGAUUUUGCAGAUGGAACAUCUAAGCAGCCUGCUUUAAAUCAUCACAGAGAAUCUGUGUUUUUGUGCCCCUUGCCUACAGCCUCUGUGGGAUCCAUUGCUGCACGAUACCUGGAAGAUGAAGAAGUGAGAUCCCAGCACAUCCUGGAGUGCCUAAAUGCUCACAUUGAGGAACUGAAAAAAGAGAGUGCAAAGAUAGUGAGACGAUUUGAGCACCAGGAAUAAUGUUCCUUGUGGAAUUGGAAUGCUGGUUCCUUAUGUGCUUCCAAACUGUGACUGGGAAUGUGCCUGUAUCCAGCUGGGAUUGCAGCUUGGGUGAGAGGCCAUGUGUUCCACUUGGAGCUGAGUCAGCAGGAUGGGAGUUGAGGAAAAGGAACUCCUGUCCACAUGCUUGCACUGAUGAGGGGUGUUACACCACAAACAUUUUAGUCAGCUUGCCAUAGGUCAGAGACCUGCAUCACAGCUAUGUGCUCAUUCACAAAGUUGAUGGUGUUUUUUAAAAGCAAACCAUUUGCUAGUUUUUAUGUAUUUAAAGUAUAUUUUAUAUGUGUAAAAGCAGUGAAAUAAAUCAGAAUGGCAAACA